This is a messenger RNA of Capronia coronata CBS 617.96, 2376 nucleotides long. RefSeq lists its product as uncharacterized. The transcript has a single exon. Lineage: Eukaryota; Fungi; Ascomycota; Eurotiomycetes; Chaetothyriales; Herpotrichiellaceae. The record is from RefSeq and is a predicted model, not a curated record. Gene Ontology annotation, molecular function: osmosensor activity. The coding region runs from base 1 to 2376 and encodes 791 amino acids. Gene Ontology annotation, cellular component: extracellular region; site of polarized growth; plasma membrane. Gene Ontology annotation, biological process: establishment of cell polarity; hyperosmotic response; fungal-type cell wall organization.
AUGAAGGUCUCAGUCGUUACUCUGUUUUCUGCCGUGGUCGCGGUAUCUUUCGCUGAAGCCGUUCCUGCAUCUCACCCACGACGACCAGACUUGAAGCCCCGGUAUUAUUUCCCCAAGGCUGUGAAGAGACAAGUGACUUCCUUCGCCAACACAACAACCACUACAGAUCCCAGCAGUUCUGUCAGCGAUGACUCGGGAGUCGGGAGCCUUCUCUCCACGCUAGGGAAUGUUCUCUCCGGGGUAUCAUCAGCUCUCUCGGAUGAUACUACCACUUCGAUACCCGCCAGCACUGAUGCAUCAGUGACUGAUUCAGCUGCUACCCAAUCGGCACAGGAGACGACUCCCAUCUUCAUUCCCACCUCUACAGAGUCCGCUAUAGCGUCUGUGACGGACGCGUCCGCAUCCACGUCCACAACCGACAGCACCGACACCACGCCCACGAGCACCGAUCUUUCUGGCACCAUCACCGACGCCGCUAGUAGCAGCACAACUGAUAGCGAGGAUGGUAUCACGCUUGGUCUCAGUUCUAUCUUUGGAAGUGACACUGCCACCGAGACCGCUGCAGCGACGAGCACAGGAACGGAGGCCGCUUCUGCCUCGUCUGCGUCGGUAACAGAUGACGCCUCGUCUGUGCUUUCCUCUGCAAGCGAUGCUGCAACGUCGAUCCUCUCCGUUGCGAGCUCAUUGCAAUCGGUUGCUGCCACAGCGGCUAGUUCAGACAUGGCUUCAAUCUCCUCAGCCUUGUCCUCUGCUGCUUCUGUUGCAUCUUCAAUCGCGUCCGAGGUGAGCUCGGCCGACUCGGACAUCACCUCUUCAGAUCCAGGAAGCGCAGCCACCACGACGUCGGACAUCGCUGCCUUGACAUCCGAACUUGCCUCGUUUAUCUCGAGCCCCACUCCGACUAUCACAGACUCCUCGCCCACGUUCACACCGACUGACUCGUUUACGACAAUUCCCACGGACUCGGUGACUGUGACGCCCAACGACACUACAUUGCCGACGGAGACAAUUACGUCUCCAACGGACACCGCAACCUUCUCUCCUACUGAUACCGCAACAGUGACUCCAACAGACACAGUCAGUUCGACCGAUAGCAGCAUGGUCAUUCCUACCGACACGGGCAGCGCCACAGCGACAGACACCGACACCUUGGCACCCACCGACACGAGCACGGUCACGCCUACUCUCCCUCCUGUUGUGGCCACCAACGCUACCACUGCCACCCCUCCUAUCACAACUCCGACAGAUACCACGACUUUCACACCGCUGGAUACCGUAACUGACACACCUACAGUCACUACAAGUGAUGUCCCUACGAUCACACCCACGGAAACCCCGUCGGUGACGCCAUCGAUUGUUGGUAACGUUACCACUCCCGCGAUCGCGACAAGCGGCAUCACAACUGAGUCAUCUGUACCUGUCAACACGAUCCAACCGACGGGAACAGACUCGGCUACGGCUCUCACACCACAGUCGAGCAUCAUCUCGGCCAGCUCGACUGUGGCGCCUCCUGACUCUACAUCAACAAGCCAGGCUGUGAUCCCAACCACACUUCCUCGAGUCAUUCAACCUCAGGGUGGUGUCCCUGACGCUCCGGAGAACUCCACCUUGAUUCAAAUCGGAUUCACUUAUGCGCUGAAUUACGCCUUCGUCGUCUCCUCUUCCACUGCGGUCUCACAGAUCUUCGCGUACCUCCCCGUUGGUGUCGCAAAUGGGCUUGGUCUCGAUUUGGAUGGAGUCGUCAUGCAGUAUCUACAGCCAUACAACACUUUGGAUACGGUUGACUACAUUACCACCUUGGCAAUGGCUUUUAUUCCCGCUAGCAAAGUCGAUACACUCUCCAUGGAGUUGUUGAAUCCAAACUCGCAGCUCUACCAGAAUUCAAAUCCGUCGGUGGUCACGCUGAUGGGCAUGAUUGAUCCGUCUAUUCCUGUGCUGCCGGGGUCUGCCAUUGCGGGUGCAGGUACCCCCGUCAAUUCGGCAAAUACUGCGGCUACCACGACGGAGAGCAACAAGGCCGAUGACGGCUCUCCCGGCUCGUCAGACUCUGAUAGUUCCCCCGUCCGGCCUUCAUCAGUUGGUAUUGCCGUCGGGGCUGUCGCCGGAGCUGCGGUCUACGGGGCCGCAAUGUUCCUGGUGGCGCGACGGUACCGAAGGAAGAAGGCCGGCCAUCGAAGGGCUAGCAGCAUGCAAUCAGGUCAGCCCAAUGGCCCGGCGGAACAAUCCAACCUGAUGGCUGCAGGAGGCCGAGGUAGCUACGGCACACGGUUCGGUGGACGGACUUCUCGGAACAGCGACCGCAGCCAUUCAAGCCGGAGCGGUCGGACGUAUAUCAGCCCGCCAGUCAUGGCAGAGAACAGCUUGGGCUGGAACUGA